AUCCUAUGGAUUCUGGUCCUGCUCAUUUAAAUCCUCAGAUUUUCAAUGGUCCAGAAAGCAUGGCUCUACAUGAAGCUCCUGGUCGUCAGUUUGCUGGAAAUAUGAUGCGACCUCCAUUUCACCACCCUAAUGGUGGACUGACAGGGUUUGAUCUCCCUGUUCACCAUCCUAUGCUGCAGCAGAUGCAGAUGGCUGGAAAUAGCCCUCCUCGUCUGCUACAUGACCGUCUAAGGGGUGCACAGGUUCUUUCACAUCUCAGUAAUCAAGCAGCUAGCAUUAUGCAGGAAGUUAACAGAAUUCAAGCAUUCCCUUUUGCGCCACACCAAGUCAACAUUAGUGGACAAACUGUGCAAAUGCCAGCUCCAGAUAUCAACACCAGAAACAUUCAUCCUGAGGCCAUGCAAAGGCUUGUUGAGAGGCAACUUGGGGCUUCUAAGCAGAUCCACCCUUUUGCUGCUGGCAAUGUCCAGGGGAUGCACGGCCACGAGCUUGACAUGGGAUUGCGAUAUAGAUAGUUGAUGAUGGAAACUCAUGUUCAUUGCAACGUUCUGCAACUGGGUACAAUGUGGUUUUUUUUUUGUUUGGUGAUAACCGAGAAUCCACUGUUUACAGCUUCGAAACUCGUUGGAUAAUGGGUCGGUUCCCUACCCCUUCAACACUUAAAUUGCAUAAUUUUUUUUUUUUCAAACAAGAAUCGGACCUGUGAGGUGCGCCUGCGACGCAUCCCAUGAUGUACUACCUAUACCGUUGCACCAACGCCCUUGGGCGCAAUUGGGUACCAUGUUCGCCUUUCACUUUUUUUUGGUUGAGGGCUUGGUAUAAACUCCUGGGAAGUGGUGUAAUUUUAGAUUUUAUUUUCUUGUACUUGGUAUGUUUCUCAUCUUGACAACAGUUUAAUAGUGGACGAAAAAGGGGCUCUAUCCUCUAUAUCAAUAUUUCUGAUUCUUGUGCA
Nicotiana attenuata is the source of this 952-nucleotide messenger RNA. RefSeq lists its product as uncharacterized. The transcript is spliced from 2 exons. The record is from RefSeq and is a predicted model, not a curated record. Bases 6 to 515 code for a protein of 169 amino acids. Lineage: Eukaryota; Viridiplantae; Streptophyta; Magnoliopsida; Solanales; Solanaceae.